Messenger RNA from Ostrea edulis (European flat oyster), 2258 nucleotides. RefSeq lists its product as uncharacterized. NCBI's taxonomy places the organism in Eukaryota, Metazoa, Mollusca, Bivalvia, Ostreida, Ostreidae. The record is from RefSeq and is a predicted model, not a curated record. The coding region runs from base 151 to 1800 and encodes 549 amino acids. The transcript is spliced from 3 exons.
AUUUAAUAAACUUUGCAUUGUACGUGUCAUCUGGGCGGUUUUUUUUUUGUUAGAACAGUAGUUGUGAGCAGAUCAAUCACUCUGUCCUAAGUACACCUCGGGAGAUUCGUGGUGUUGUGAAAUAUUAGGAAUCCACCUCGACUUCUCGAAAUGAGCAUCAUAGCCAAGCGCCGUUUCACUUUGACGAAGAGAAGAACAUCCACUGUCGAACUUCUUCAGAACAGGCGCCGCUCGUCAGUCUGCGAGCUGGAGGAACUGAGAGUCAAUCUUCGACGUUCAUUCCACAACAGAGAAGGUGUCAUCAGCGAAUCCAGUGAAAGCGAAGAAGACGAUCAGACUGCGGAACUGAUAUCAAAUUUAUUGCUUACCCCCUACGACCAACUCAUGCGAGCCAUCAGCCGGGGCAGCUUUCCAGAAAUUGCCAUGUCGGUUCAAAACAUCUUAGACAACCAUGAACCUAUUCUGAACAAUGAAAAAAUGGAUCUGUAUCUGGAAACCAUCAAAACCAGAAAUGUCCCUGUCAUUAAAGAAGUCAUGUCCGCCAUUAGACCAUGUGCUCUUUUCCCAAAGCACUAUAAAUACAAACUCAUGUCUGAAUCUUUGAGAGCUCGUCAUCGGGGCGUUGUUGAUGUCGUCUGUAAACAUCUGUACCCGCGGUUUAAAUUAUCAAAGAAAGACACAGUUCAAAUUGUUAAAGAAGCGAUGGAUUUAAAUGAUAUGACAAUUUUCCUAUCGGUGUGUGCGCCUUUAAAAAACAAAAGACUUGUUGAGAGACACCAGGCAUUUGAUCUGCUCCUUCAGUCUAUCCAAACAAAGAAUUCUGCAAUGGUAGUCCAAAUCUUGCGCGUCAUAAGACCAAAGAAAGCGUUGAUUUCGCAACAAAAAUCGCAUCUUCUGAUUUCCUCAAUUGGAACUCGCAACUCCGAAAUAGUUCAAAUUCUACUCAGGUUGUAUAACAAAAUACCCAAGGCUGAGAUUGAAAAAUAUUUGCAUCACGCCAUGGAUUCAACACCAGCCAUUUUCCUGCAUUUGAUCCACGAACUGCGGCCAACAAUUGCUGACGAAACUUUAGAGGAUCUAUUAACGGCUGCAUACAACACACAUGGAAACAGUGCUGUUACUUGGCAUAUCAUUCAACAUUUCCCUCCGCCUGCUCAUCUCACAAAACGGUUCCUGAAUAUUUUCAUAAAAGCCGAAGAUAGUGUCUUAAUAUCCGUCCUCCUUAAACAUGUCUCAACACUGACAAAUGAAGACGUCCAGAGAAUUGUUCUUUUGUCGUUGCAGACUUGGACAAAUUUGUUCAGAUUCUUCAGCGGAACACAUGACUGUCCCAGUGAAACAGUUAUUGAAAUUAUGGAAGAGCAUCUCGUACAAGUCAAGAGAGAUCAUUUAACCUCGAUUUACCCACGUGUUAAUCUUUCAGACGACAUUUCAGCAUCCGAGACCCUUGUCCAGAUAAUCAGUUCUUUACAAUAUUCAGUAUCAAAAAUCUGGGAAAGACUCUACCAUACCUUUGCACAAUCUGAAAACAUACAUGGUAUAACACUUCUAAAUCACUUCCCUGCAGAAAAUCAAGAAAAUAUUGUUCUGCGCGUGCUUGAAGAUCUUUCCCGCCACACGUCAAAUACUGACGUAGUUGAUGCCAUGCUUGCCUCAGUUGUCAAUCCUACAAAUACAUUUUUUGCGCAACUAGGCAAGUACUCAAAACUAAGAAACUGUGAAGAAACAUCACACGAGAUAAUUCAGAAUUAUUUACUAAAAUUCGAACGUCGGCCCACACAACUGGAAUCCGAAGUUUGACAAACACACUUGUGUUACUGUAUUGAGACAUUAGUAUGAUUUUCAACUUGAUAGACAAUGCAAGCUAUGAACAAUGUACAGAACAGAAAACUGUCAGAUAUUUCAUUGCUGAAAAAAUACAUAUGUCUCUGAUAAAGUAAGGUUUCUGAUACAGCACUUCCUUACUUUGACAACUCUGAUAGUGCAUGUAAAUGUACAUUUAUCAUGACGUGGACUUGUGCCGGUAUUCAGCCAGAUAUGUUAUAUCUAGAAUAUUACGAUCUAAAAUCCAUAUCGUAUGUCAUAUCAGCCGAGUGGUCCCAUAUUAGCCCGAGGGCCGAAGGCACUUUUUCAUGCUUAAAUAUUUCGUACGAAAAGGAUUCUGAUUUUUGAUGGGUUUUUGUUUUUGUUUUGUUUUUUUGGAAAUUUGAUACGGAGUCUGAAAACUGAUUUUAUGAAAUAAUAUUCUUGUUAUCCCA